Pelobates fuscus (common spadefoot toad) is the source of this 2075-nucleotide messenger RNA. RefSeq names its product proteasome 26S subunit, non-ATPase 11 (gene PSMD11). The record is from RefSeq and is a predicted model, not a curated record. Gene Ontology annotation, cellular component: proteasome regulatory particle, lid subcomplex. NCBI's taxonomy places the organism in Eukaryota, Metazoa, Chordata, Amphibia, Anura, Pelobatidae. Gene Ontology annotation, biological process: ubiquitin-dependent protein catabolic process. Bases 55 to 1323 code for a protein of 422 amino acids. Gene Ontology annotation, molecular function: structural molecule activity; protein binding. The transcript is spliced from 14 exons.
UCGCGGUUUCUUCCGGUCCGGAAGAGCUGUGUCAGGGUGCAGGGAUAGGGAAAGAUGGCGACCGCUGCUGUGAUCGAGUUCCAGAGAGCGCAAGAAAUGGUGGUGACGGACAAGGCGGCGAGCAUAGAUAUCCUGCAGUCUAUAGUGAAGCGAGACAUCCAGGAAAGCGAUGAAGAAGCCUUGCGUGUUAAGGAGCAAAGCAUUUUGGAGUUGGGAGGGCUUCUUGCCAAGACUGGACAGGCCGCAGAACUCGGUGGUCUCUUGAAAUAUGUACGCCCAUUUCUUAAUUCUAUCAGCAAGGCAAAAGCAGCCAGGCUUGUGCGAUCCCUUUUGGACUUGUUCCUAGACAUGGAAGCAGCAACUGGCCAGGAGGUGGAGCUGUGCUUAGAAUGUAUUGAAUGGGCCAAGGCGGAGAAGCGGACCUUCCUGCGCCAGGCACUAGAGGCUCGGCUUGUAUCCCUUUACUUUGAUACUAAACGUUACCAGGAGGCAUUGCAGUUAGGUUCACAACUGCUCCGUGAACUAAAAAAGAUGGAUGACAAAGCUCUUUUGGUGGAAGUUCAGCUACUGGAGAGCAAGACCUACCAUGCCCUUAGCAACUUACCCAAAGCCCGAGCUGCACUGACAUCUGCCCGUACCACGGCCAACGCCAUUUAUUGCCCGCCAAAGUUGCAAGCUGCCCUGGACAUGCAGUCAGGCAUAAUCCACGCAGCAGAGGAGAAGGACUGGAAAACGGCUUACUCCUAUUUCUAUGAGGCCUUUGAGGGGUAUGAUUCCAUAGACAGCCCAAGAGCUAUGACAGCCUUGAAGUACAUGCUGCUGUGUAAGAUCAUGUUGAAUACGCCUGAAGAUGUGCAAACCCUAGUGAGCGGGAAGCUAGCACUGCGUUAUGCUGGGCGGCAGACAGAAGCACUGAAGAGUGUGGCACAAGCCAGCAAGAACCGUUCACUCGCCAACUUUGAGAAGGCAUUGACAGAUUAUAAAGCAGAGUUAAGGGAGGAUCCUAUAAUCGCUACACAUCUGGCCAAAUUGUAUGAUAAUUUACUGGAACAGAACCUCAUCCGGGUGAUUGAACCUUUCUCCAGAGUACAGAUUGAUCACAUAUCAGGACUUAUCAAACUGUCAAAGCCUGAAGUAGAACGCAAACUCUCUCAGAUGAUCUUAGACAAGAAAUUUCACGGCAUUCUUGACCAAGGAGAAGGUGUCCUAAUAAUUUUUGACGAGCCACCAGUAGAUAAAACAUAUGAGGCUGCUUUAGAGACCAUCCAGAACAUGAGCAAAGUGGUGGAUUCUCUCUACAACAAGGCCAAGAAACUCACAUAGGCCCUGGACUCAUCAGCCAUUGAAAAUUCUGAGCAGCAGGAGCAACAGACACCUCUUCUCAUGCGGGAUGGUGGAUCGGGGCAGAGGGGCACUGCGGGGAAUUCUUUUAUUUUUUAUCAUCCCUCCUAAUACAUUUUGUUUUCACUCUAAAAAAAAAAAAAAAAAAAUCCUCCGCACCAUUUUAUCAGUGGCUGCAACAUUAAGUACUGGGGCCCUUACCUGUUUCUGGGGCUAUAUAUUUCUACUGAGUGAGCAAACCCACAUUGUGGGAUGGGUUGUAGUAAUUAACACUUGCUUGUUUUAUAGGGAUUUUUUUGUGUACUUACCUAAAGCGGAGAAAUGGGGAUGGUGGGGUUCCUAUGAACUGGCCUGUGUUCCCAGGCAAAUACGAUACCAGUGUUCCCAAAUUCUUAAUUUUUGUCUCACGGUUUCAAAACACAGCCAACUCCAAUUGAAUUCUCAUCUGGGUAUGGAAGGAGUGCAAGGGCCAAGGAUCUGCUUCAUGGAACCCCUACUUUUAAAAAAUAAAUUGGGAUGGCUGCUUACAGGGAUAUAUGUCUGUAUAUAGCUAUAUAUAAAUAUAUAUUUCUGCCCCCGCCAACCUCCUAUCUAAAUUAUGCCCCUUUCCUGCCGAUGCCCAGUUAAUAUUUGGGUCUUGCUAUCCCAUGAAGGGUGCACAAUUUCCACCAAGCUGAAACCAGAGUAUAUCUGAUGUUCAGAUGUGUUCCAAUAAAGGUAUUUUUUUUUUUUUU